AUGGCGCCGACGGAGGCGAGUUUACAGGUUGUGAUGUUCCUUGCCGCUCGGCUCUGUAUCGCCACGCUUCUGGUUGGGAUUUGUGAGUCGGAUGUUAGCCUCGGUCUUCGGAAGAAAACGGGAAAAAGCCCGAAACGCAGCGAGUACGGGAAUCGACCGCGCGGAGUCCCAUAUGCACGGACAUCAGCGUGCCCGAACGCCAAAUUCCAUUGCUUGAAUCGCGGCUUCAAGGCGGAAGACAUACCAUCAAGUCGAGUGAAUGAUCAAAUUUGUGACUGUUGUGACGGAAGUGAUGAAUGGGAUUCGGCGGUGGAUUGCCCAAAUGUAUGCAACGAACUGGGCUCGAAGCAUCGCGAAGAACUGCGUCAGAGAUACGAAUUAGCUAAGAAGGGUCACAUUAAGCGACUGGAGCUGGCAAAAAUCGGACAGCAGCUGAAAUCCGAAAAACUAGAAACCAUGGAAAAAUUGAAAGAGGAGAAGGAAGAAGUGGAAAAAAUCCGAGCGGAAGCCGAGGCGCUGAAGAACGAGAAAACUGAGAAGGAAAGAGAAGCAAGGCAAAAGCAUGAUGAUGCUUGGGAAGGUGCGAUUUUUAAACUUUUUCCAAUGCAGGACACGUUAAAUUGUUUAGACUGUUGUGACGGAAGCGAUGAAUGGGAUUCGGCGGUGGAUUGCCCAAAUGUGUGCAACGAACUGGGCUCGAAGCAUCGCGAAGAACUGCGUCUGAGAUACGAAUUAGCGAAGAAGGGUCACAUUAAGCGAUUGGAGCUAGCAAAAAUCGGACAGCAGCUGAAAUCCGAAAAACUAGAAACCAUGGAAAAAUUGAAAGAGGAGAAGGAAGAAGUGGAAAAAAUCCGAGCGGAAGCCGAGGCGCUGAAGAACGAGAAAACUGAGAAGGAAAGAGAAGCAAGGCAAAAGCAUGAUGAUGCUUGGGAAGAAGAAAAGAAGAAAUAUAAGCGAGGAUAUGCGCAAAUAUUGUUCGAUGCAUUCGAUCUGAAUAAAGAUGGAAAGGUUCACUUUGAAGAGCUGAAAGCAUUCAAAGAAUUUGAUGGGGGUGGCGAUGGAGUCGUUUCUGAUGAUGAAGCAAAGGUUACCCUCAACUACCUUUUACAUUACAUUAAAUAUUUGAUGGAAGUUAUCGGCAGAGUCAUUAUUCGGAAAUAA
Gongylonema pulchrum is the source of this 1161-nucleotide messenger RNA. The record is from the annotation of a GenBank genome assembly. Lineage: Eukaryota; Metazoa; Nematoda; Chromadorea; Rhabditida; Gongylonematidae.